AUGAAUGAAGCCGAUACGGCGGGAGGGCAACGGGGUUGUAACCAAGUCCUUCCUGCUGGAACAGAUGCGAAAGUACUCAAGGUCUUAAACACUGGCCAGUUGAGUACUGGCUCUCGCGCUGGCGUCUCACCAAUGUCGCGUUCCCUACACGAGAAUAAACAGAAUCUAGAACACCAGCAACAACAACAGCAAGCACUGACAGGCCCUCGGCAGCAAGAGCAGCAAAAGCUUCAGCAAAUGCAGCCCGCCGGAACGCCGACGUCAUCGUCACUGUCCGUUGCAUCUAGUAAAAGUUUUCCACAACAGCAACACCACCAGCAGCAGCAGCAGCCGCCAAGUCAGUCCACAUCACAUCCACCAUCUUCGCUGGGCAUUAGCAGUGGUAACAGUAACAGUGUUACAAGCCAUGUAAAUACCGUGACGAAUGUGUGUAUUGUUCAGCAACAGCCAACCCAGGGUAUCGGUUUUAGAGCCUCCUUGACGGCGAGCUGCAGUGACGCUAAAAAUGCCGUCGUCGGCGGUACCGCGAGUGAUGGACGAACAGAAAGUUUUCAGAGUAUUUGUGGAAGCGGUAACAGCAAUAGUGAUGCUGCUGGCAUCGAUGGAAUCACAGAUGAUAGUGAAGUGCUUACGGCAGUUGACACCAGUGCAGGAAUAAGUGAACUACCAGCAGGAAGUACGUUCCACGCUAGUGCCGACGGUGGCUGUGGUUCCGUCGCAAACUUGUACAUAAAAACUGACACCAUCUCCCUACCGUCCGUUGGAGUCACUGCCGGUGGUCUAGAGACGGUAGAAGCUGCUGCUGCUGCUGCUGUUGCUGGUAGUGGAAUUUCCCCGAACGCGAGCCGCAAACGUAUCAAACUUGAAGCGGGGGCUGACGUUGAACAUGACAUCAGUGCGCUCAAGAAGCUUAUCCUCGAACAAAAGUAUAUGCGACUAAGGAGUAUCAAGGAGAGAUACUCUGAACAUGUAGCAGAGCUUUUUUUUCUUCAAACUGGCGGAAGUAUGAUGGAGUAUCCUGUAUGGAGAAAGAAACCUGCUACACCGGCGUUUACUAACUUUAUACGCACGUAUAAGUUGGAACCUUUGUCCAGCAAUCUGGAAGAGGCCGGCGAAGCGUUGAAACAGCAGUCAACACGAGCAAUAGCGUCCCCCGUCGGUAGUGGUGUAAGUGUGUCGAGUAGCAUCAGCCUUGCGAGUGGUCAUGGCAACAAUAGCAGCAGUACUUUGUCGGGAAGUUUACCACAGGGAGCGGAAAUAAAAAUACCCGGAGUCGGUGUUACUCCGGUGGCAGUGUCCACCACGCUACCUGCGGCCGUUGCACAGCUCAGUCAACAAGGACACAUACCCGGUAGACCGCAGGGUGGUCGUCAUGGGAUGGUAUUUGGGCAAAUAACUGUGUCGUCCGCGUUAGGAAACUCUUCACAGCCUCUGGUGCCAGGCGGUACCCCUAUUAUCCCUGACCCGAUAGGAAUUGGUGCCAUCGGAACGACAGGUACGACGCUUGAAAGGAAAAAGUACGCCUUGUCGUCGACCGCAGGUGGAGCUACAAUUGGCGAACAAGAAACGGUUGGCAGUGCGUCUCCACGUACUUUGCACGCCUCAAACGGCUCACUCAUAGGAAACACUCGCUCGGGGGCUGUUGGCGUUUCCAGCACGAUUGGCAACGAUCGCGGUACCAGUGGCACUAGUUGUGCCCGAGUCCAAGGGCUGCUACUGAAUAGUGUUCAGCGGCAGAAUGGGACAAUGGGUUAUGGGAACGGUGGUAGUUCAGCUGGCUCCGGAAGUUCUGGUGGCAAUAGCAAUGGUUCCGAUCAGUAUACCAACAAAGCAAAGCAGGAAGUGUACGUUAUGCAACGAGUGCAGGAACUGCAGAAGGAGGGCCUGUGGACGGAGAGACGGUUGCCAAAAGUUCAAGAACCACCGCGACCGAAAGCCCACUGGGACUACCUGCUGGAGGAAAUGGUUUGGUUGGCGGCCGAUUUCGCGCAGGAGCGGAAGUGGAAGAAAGCCGCGGCUAAAAAGUGUGCCCGAAUGGUGCAGAAGCACUUCCAAGAUAAGGCACUGGCAGCGCAGCGUGCGGAGAAGGCACAGGAGCUUCAGCUGAAGCGGAUAGCGGCAUUUGUGGCGAAAGAGAUUAAAAUGUUCUGGUCCAACGUUGAGAAGCUGGUCGAGUACAAACAGCAGACGAAGCUUGAUGAGAAGCGGAAGAAAGCGCUCGAUCAGCAGCUGAGCUUCAUUGUCGAUCAAACAGAGAAAUAUUCGCAGCAACUGGUCGAAGGGAUGAAUAAGACGGUUCUUCCCUCGGCGAUAACUGCACCACCGACCGCUGCGAGUAGUAAGGCAGAAAGCUUGAAUUCCUCCCGCAUAUCGUCGCCUCUGCCCGGACGGGCGGCGCCAGCCGUUGGGUCCGAUGACGAGUUCUGUCCGGAGGCGGAAAGCUCCGAUGAUGAUGAGGAGACGAUAGCAAAAGCUGAAGCCGAAGCGGAAGAAGGAACCAAAGAUGAAGUUGCCGCUCUACAGAAGGAAUCGGAGAUGGAUUUGGAUGAUUUCUUGCGCGACCUUCCGAAGGGUUAUUUGGAGAACCGCGAUAAAAUAGUGUUGUCCGAGCGGAAAGAUUCUUCCGAAGCAGAGGAAGGGCAGCACAGCAGGGAAGCGGACGACGACGCAGACAAGGACUUCAGCGCCGAUGAGGACAGCACGGACGAUGAACAGACGAUACGGGAGCAGGAGAAGAAGGAAAAGCACGAGGACCAUAAACGGGAAAUCGACGAGUUGAAUGCCGACAACGAGAUGAGCAUCGACGAAUUGAUAGCGAAGUACAAAAAUCGCCCUCCACCAGAGCAAGCCAUGGAUGUCGAUUCCGAUGACGACGAGGAGCCCGAUCGGCAGGGUAACGAAGUGAACGAUCGUACGCGAAGGAGGCAAUCACGGAAACGAACCCCAUCGGAUUCGAUGUCUACGGAGGAAGAGGACGACGAAGAGGAAGACGAUGAGGAGGAACUUGGUAGUGGCAGUGAAGAAGGGCUAACUGGGUCGGAUGACGACGAAGAGGAGACCGAAGAGGACGAAACGGAUGUGGAAGACGAUCAAGCGGCGAUCAAGGGAGACCGGGAGGAUUCCAUCGGUUUGAAGAACCUAUUGGACGACGGAACGACCACUACCAAAAGUCAGAGUGAGAAGGAUGACAUGCUGAACGAUGCGGCAGCGAUCGCUGAGAGCAUUCAGCCCAAGGGCAACACGCUAUCGUCGACGAGUGUGGUGACACCGAUUCCGUUUUUGUUGAAACAUUCAUUACGAGAGUAUCAGCACAUUGGCCUUGACUGGCUGGUGACGAUGCAUGAUCGGAAGCUGAACGGUAUUUUGGCAGACGAAAUGGGUCUGGGGAAGACAAUCCAAACGAUUUCGCUGUUGGCCCACUUGGCGUGCGUUAAGGGCAACUGGGGACCGCAUUUGAUCAUCGUACCCUCGUCGGUGAUGCUAAACUGGGAGAUGGAGUUCAAGAAGUGGUGUCCAGGAUUUAAAAUACUCACCUACUACGGCACACCGAAGGAGCGCAAGCUGAAACGCACCGGCUGGACGAAAGUGAACGCGUUCCACGUGUGCAUCACGUCCUAUAAGCUCGUGAUUCAGGACCAUCAGAGUUUCCGGCGGAAGAAAUGGAAGUACCUCAUACUGGACGAAGCGCAAAACAUCAAAAACUUCAAAUCUCAGCGCUGGCAGCUGUUAUUGAACUUCCAGACGGAACAGCGAUUGCUGCUGACCGGAACACCUCUGCAGAACAAUCUUAUGGAGCUAUGGUCACUGAUGCACUUCCUGAUGCCGCACGUCUUUCAGUCGCACCGCGAGUUCAAGGAGUGGUUUUCGAACCCGAUGACGGGCAUGAUUGAAGGCAACUCUGAGUACAAUGACACGAUCAUUAAGCGCCUUCACAAGGUGCUACGGCCGUUCUUACUUCGUCGACUGAAAUCCGAGGUUGAGAAGCAGAUGCCCAAGAAGUAUGAACACGUGGUAAUGUGCAGGCUUUCGAAGCGCCAACGAUUCCUCUACGACGACUUUAUGAGUCGGGCAAAGACAAGGGAAACGCUCGCUUCCGGAAACUUGCUUAGCGUUAUCAACGUGUUGAUGCAACUGCGCAAGGUUUGCAAUCAUCCCAACAUGUUUGAGGAACGUCCUACGAUAUCACCCUUCCGGAUGGAGGGUAUUAGCUUCAAAACGGCCUCGCUUGUGUACAAUAUGCUCAACUACGAUCCGUUCACUCAAAUUGAUCUGUCUUCCGUAAAUUUAGUUUUAAUACAACUGGAACUCUUGCUGUCCGCUUACGUAGCACAUCGCUCUCAGCGGCUUUGUAUGCCCCGGCGUCUGAUCGAAGAGAUCGACUCCACACCCAUGCCUCCGCCUCGGUGUCCGACCGGAAAACUGCGGCUACACGUUCGCAUACCGCACCAAUGGGUGCAGGAAUCAAUCAGUGGCGGUCCGCGAAGUACGGGCGUACGAGUCGGCACUAGCCCGGCCAUGAAGACUGAUGGGACGAUACUCGUUCCGCUUGUAAAUGCAUCAUCGGCGUUAGAUAAAAAAUCGUCCCUGCUCGCCACCGGCUUUGAUGAAGCGCGAUGGAGACGUUCCUCAACGGUACUGGGGACGGCGGCAGUUGCGGACUCUAGCGCCGGAAACAAUAAUAGCAGGAGUGUUUCGCCCAGCGUUAUCUUGCGAAAGCGUUGUGAUAUUGGUAGCAGUAGUGUGUUGUCCCCGAAUGCCGCAUCUCAGCAGCACCAGACUAAACUGAGCAGCGGGCAGGUUUUACACUUCAUUCCUCAGGCGUCCUCGACCGGCGCUUCCACGUCUUCUCCUGCCUCCUACAUCAUAACCGGGCGUGUGCCGGUUGGGACAGCUGGCGUCAGCAACCGACAGUUCGGCACGGUACAGCGUACCUUCACACCAACGGCUGCGGGUUUGGUGCAACGCCUGGUGACAAAUCACCAGUCGUCGCUGGCGCCAUCGCCAGCGCCAGGAACAGCAUCCCGCCUAGUGCAAAACGUUGGCCAACAGACACAGAUUUCGUCAACGCUCGCGGCGACAAUCAUGCAGCAGUUGAAGCACCAUUCGUAUUCCUCGAAAUCUUUUCCCGCACCCAGCAUUAGCGGUGGUGUGAUGAGCGCCGCCGACAGUAAUGGUGGGGACGAGUCCGAAGAACAGCGGAGGGCUCGCGAACGAACAGAAUUCUAUCUGGCGCGCAUCGAAGCAUCGCGAAAAGAGCGACGAAGCCAAAUACUGGAACUGCUCGGUGGAAUCAACACGAAGCGAUGCGAUGCGGUACCGAUCUAUGGAGAGGAUUUGCGAGAAUCGCUCUGUGCGCUGUUUGCCGAAGAGUUUCACACCCGGCCAGAGCUGAUACCUUUCGGAGUGGCAGGAGCGUACUACAUCCGCAAGGCGAUGGUGUUGCGAACUUCUGUCAAUGCGACGCAGCCCAACGACCCUGCCGUCUCGCAAUGGACUUUGUCGGCCACUAUCAAGACGAUCGAACAACGAGCCCAAGGGCUACGCUCCACUAUCUCAAACUUCGUCAUUUUCGUACCUGCCGUGUGCGCGCCUGCACCCUGUUUACUCGUUUCUCAUCCUCAUCCGUCUCGGUUGAACGGCGAAAAGCAGUGGGAAGCUGCAAUAUCGGAGAAAAUUCAACCCGCCAUGGAACUGCUGCAUCCAAUCAUAUCGGCCAUGAGUACGCAGUUCCCUGAUCCACGCUUGAUUCAAUACGACUGUGGCAAGCUGCAAACCAUGGCUCGGUUGCUGAAAAAGUUAAAAUCAGAAAACCAUCGCGUCCUCAUAUUCACCCAGAUGACCCGGAUGCUAGAUGUGCUGGAGGCGUUCCUGAACUUCCACGGUCACAUUUAUUUGCGGCUAGACGGUACGACCAAGGUUGAGCAGCGGCAAGUGCUGAUGGAGCGCUUCAAUAACGACAAGCGCAUGUUUGCGUUCAUUCUGUCCACCCGUUCCGGUGGCGUCGGUAUCAAUCUGACCGGUGCCGAUACUGUGAUAUUCUAUGAUUCUGACUGGAACCCCACCAUGGAUGCUCAAGCGCAGGAUCGCUGCCAUCGAAUUGGCCAAACACGGGACGUGCACAUUUAUCGCCUCGUGAGCGAAAAGACGAUCGAAGAAAACAUCCUCAAAAAGGCAAACCAGAAGCGCAUCCUUGGCGAUUUGGCCAUCGAAGGCGGGAACUUUACGACGGCGUACUUCAAGAGCUCGACUACCGUGACGGACCUUUUCGCGGUCGAUACCGCCGAAAAUGAUGCGUCGACCCGGUUGGCCGAGGUGCUGGAUCGCGAUCGUGAACGCAAAGAGCGCUUGAAUGCGAACUCUUCGGUGACGGCUGCUGCUGCUGCUGGCUCGUCAUCCGCGACAGCCGUGGGUACGCCCGAAGCUGUGGACAACAGCAAGUCAGCAAUUAAUGUUUUCGAGUGUGCGCUGGCCGCAGCCGAAGACGACCAAGACGUGCAGGCGGCCAAGUUUGCCAAGGCGGAAGCCUCCGCCGAUUUGGAUGAGUUUGAUGAGAACAUUCCAAUCGAUGAGGAGAAAAUGGUUGUGGGUGGCGAGGGCGUCAAAGAGCCGGAGUUGAGUAAAGCUGAAAAAGAGGUGCAGAAUCUUAUCAAACAGCUAAGUCCAAUCGAGCGAUACGCAAUGCGAUUCGUUGAGGACACGGAAGGUACCUGGACUGCGGUGCAGUUGAAAGCGAUGGAACAGGAGUUUGAGCAGAAGAAGCGUGACUGGGAAGCAAAUCAGUUGGCGGAGCAGAGGCGCAACGAAGAGGCCGCACGGCAGCGCGAAGCCGAGGAGCAUGCCGACCUGCUGACCUUCUCCCGCGAGGAUGCCAAAAAUCAGAUAUGGAUAUCGGAUAGUACGAUGGAGAAAAUGCCGAUGUGGUGUCCACCGACGCCUCCGCAAGAUGAUAACGAUCUGUAUGUGGACUAUUCGCUUUCGUUCCUGUACGAUACGACUAACCUUAUACCGGAAACCGAGCUUCCGACGGUUUACGUGAAGAAGGCGGAUAAGCGUAGCCGUUCGGAGGCCGGCUUCUACCCGGAUGGGCGUCGCCCGGCAAAGGUUCGUCGCGAGGACACUUACUACGCGCCCCGCUCCCUGUUCGACCGGCCCACGGCACAGAUUGCGAAGAUCCGCAAGGAGUACAAGCUGCAGCGCUACAAAGGCAUCAUCAACCCGUUCCCACCGAUGCCGGCGCAAAAACCUACCACGGUGCCGAUGAAAACCAAAACCGAAUCGGAGGGUGUCCCCGAAUGGAUGGUGUACGAGGAUAUGGCCAUACUGAACGUGGUGCAAAACUUGCAAGGAUUGCCGCUAAAUUUGAUGCUUAUCUCUCCGGGCCAUACGGCAAACUGGGAUUUGGUUUCGGACAUUGUGAACCAAACGUCGCGAACGUACCGCCUGCCGAAGCAAUGCCGGAAUCGCUACGAGAAUAUCAUUCUGCCGCGGGAAGAGGGCAAACUGAUCGAGAGCCCUAAAAAGCCCAAGAAGAACAAAAACCCGCUCAAGCAACCGUCGUCGGGGUCGUCGCCGCCACACCCAUCGUCCCCACCGAAGCAGAUCCGUUCGAUGCGCACGGCCCUGCUCUAUACGAGCGAUGCAAACACCUCCUUCAUCAAGUUGAUGCGUCAGAAGUUCGAUAACAUUCGGGCGGCGUACGGGAAACGGACACUGCAGGUGAAGCAUCCGCUCUCGAGCGGCAUGCCCACGUCGUCGAUGAAGAACCUCAAACACGCUCAAGUGCUGGCGAAGCACGGCGUGUCUGACUACGAUACGCCUCUGACGCCGGGAGAGAUUGCUAAGAAUCGCGCGGAACGUUUUUCGAAGGAGAAACUGAAGCAAACUGCCGCUCAGGAGCAAGGCGCCCAGCAGCAGCAACAGGCACAGCCGCAACCGGCGACAGUACAAGGUACGACGCAAAAGAUUCAUAUUGUGGCGGUUGCGUCGCAGACGCCAACAACGGCAUCGGUUGUCACUACCAGCAACCAACAACAGCCUCAAUUGACUACGGCUGCGGGCGUGCAAACACUGGCGGUGGCUCAGCAACAACAGCAGCCGCCGCAGCAGCAGCAACUCCAGUUACAGCAAGGACCAAAUGGUCAACAAAUUGUCCAGCUAUACACACCGAACUCAGGGCAGUCCUUGGCGGCGACCCUCGUGAAUGCCGCCAUGGUAUCGUCGCAGGUGUCGCAGCCUUCGGUGAUGUCCCCUCUGCAACCACAGCACCUUUUGCAGCAACAGCUGCAACUGCAGGCGCACCCGAUUGCCCAGCAACAGCAGCAGCAGCAGCAGGCUACGAUUGUCGUCUGUGGAGUACCUACGAAUGCAACGUCAACGGUUGCUACGAUUGUGCAGGCUUCUCCGCUGCAGGCGGCCCGUGUUACUAGCGCCACCGGUAACCAGCCGCAGGUUGUUAAUAUUUGCUCCAGCAACGGCCAGCAGCAGAUCGUGAAGGCGAUCGUGGCUAGUCCAGCCACACAGAAUCUUCUCUCUCAGCAACUAGCGCAGGCUGCCCAGCAGCAGCAGCAGCAAAGCAACAACAACGGUUCGCAGCAACAGCAGACGCAACCCGCACAGCAACAGCACCAGGUAUCGGUUGUCCUGACAACACCCGUUUCAACGCUAUCCGCGACGAACUCGGUCCAGCUGCAGUCUCAGCCUCAGAUUGUUUCGAUCCACCAGCCGGUGUCGGCUCAGCAGCAGCAGCAGCUUCUAUCGACUAGUUCCACGGUCACACAAGCUUCCUCCACCUCGCUAGUGCAAACGCUCUCCAGCCAAUCGAUUCCGCAGGUCGUUUCCGUUGCGCAGCUCGCCUCGGUUGGGUCAGCCAUGACGACGGGGAGCAGUGCGGCCACCAUUCAGCCGUCGCAGGUCACUACCCUUACGACGUCAGCGUUGCGCGCCCAACGGAUCGUAGCACCGCCGGGUACACUGCAGGAGGUGGUUCUCCAUCAGCGGACCGGCUCCCAGAGCCCAACCGUCGUCAGUGUGAGCAGUUUGGGCGGUGGCUUAACGCCAGCCCAGUUGCAGACUACUCAGCUGCGCCUUUCAAUGGCUGGUGCGCAGCAGAUGUCCGGUGUGGUCGGCAAGUCGAUUGUCGGAACGGUGACGAGUGCCGGGAAACCGGUGAACACGUCCCAGAUUCAGUUCUACCGACAGCAACCGGUCCGCCAGCAGCUGAAGGUGCUGCACCCGGGGACGGCGACGGCACCGGGUGGUGCGGGUACAACGACCACAGUUCUACAGUCUGCCGGCCAACCAACCCUCGUCAGUCCGGCCAUCAUUCAGGGCAACAUUAUUCAAACAGGAACGGUCGGUGGCCAGACGGUCCAGGUGCAACAGGCAACGGUCGGCACGGGUGCAGUUACAACGGGCCAGAAAGUGGCCGUAACGGGUGGGGCCGCCGUAACGCAGGUGGUAUCCACGACAGGAGUUAGUGGCACCGUGACACAAUCUACCACCAACGUGGCCAACGUAUCGUCUGCCGCUGGCAACACCAUUGCCACGGUGCAGGUGCAGGGACAGUCGCGAAUGCAGUACAUUAAGCAAAUGGCCACCAAGCACAUGAUAACGCGCCCGGUGACGGAGAAUGAGAUGCAGCUGAUGGUGAAACGGCAGAUUAUUGGCCAGCAGCACAAACAGCAACUCAUCCCACAAACCCAAACGAUCUUUGCGCCGGCCAAUCUGCAGAUGCAGCAAGCCGGGACUUCCGGACAACAGAUUGCGACGCUGGUGAAAACAUCCAGCGGAACGGUGGCAACCACCGGAAUGACACUGUCGCAGGUGAAAGCAGGACAGCUGAAGACGAUCGGUAAUCAGAAUCAGGUGCGGCAGUUGCACUUGCAGCAGCAAAUACUGGCGCAGCAGCGCAAGGCGGGCGGCAAACUCACGCAGAUCACACAGAUGGCGGGCAAGGCAGGCCAACCGACGCAGCUGUUCGUGCAGGGUCCCAAGAACCUUCCGGCGGGCACGGUAACCGUGCAGCAGAUACAGCAGGUCAUACGGCACGCACAGCCCGGCACCCUGGCUAGCGGUGGACAGAUUGUGCUAGGCAAGGCGGGUGUUAGCCGAAUGAUUCCGGUUUCGGUUUCGCAACAGGCCAACCAGCGGCAAACGAUUCAGGUUGUAACGGCGACUUCGGCAGCACAGGCGAUAGCAGCAGGAAACAUUAGAGCGCACGUCCCGGGCCAGAACAUUGGCACGAUAAAGGUGGCCACUGGCGGUGGGACAUCGGCCCAGCAGCAGCAGGUCAUACUGAACGCAAUACAAAGCCAACAAGCUCAGCGCUCGAAUGCUAGCCCGGUGCGUCUGCAAACCACGUCCAGUGGCUCGUUGGUCGCCGUAACGGUGCAACAAGCAGGGCAACCGCAACAGCAGAUAAUCGGUGCCAGUUUACCCUCAUCCAACAUACCCAACAGUAGUGCGACCGGCGCCACCAGCAACAGUGGCGGCGGCAACAAUGUGGCGGUGGGCACUGGGACGGCGGUAGAGAUUGUGUCUUCUCAGGGAGCUCAGUCCCAGGGUGGCGUUCUUGCAGGUGGGCAACAGGUUGUCUCUAGCGCACCGCAAGUCCUGGCACUACAGCAGCAGACGGCACAAAUCAUCACUACCACAUCCGCCAUGGUACAGGCCGGAAGCGGAGGUCCCAGUGGAGCAUUGGCGACGACCGAUAGUAGUGGCAACAUGGUAGCCGGAAGUGGCACCGUCACUUCGACGGUGGUCAGUCAGGCAAGCCAGUCGACGGUGUCGGGAUCUGCCUCGGCAGCCGGUGCGGCGGUUACUGUUGCUGGCGGUGCUGGUACGGCCUUGUCAACGAUGGCUUCACAGCAAUCCCAAGCGUCGCAACCUCCACCACAGCAGCAGCAGCAGUCGCAGGUAAGUAUGAUCAAGAAAAAACAAUCACCGAACGUUGCAAAGUAA
Messenger RNA from Anopheles cruzii, 10959 nucleotides. RefSeq names its product helicase domino (gene dom). The transcript has 17 exons. NCBI's taxonomy places the organism in Eukaryota, Metazoa, Arthropoda, Insecta, Diptera, Culicidae. Gene Ontology annotation, molecular function: ATP hydrolysis activity; histone binding; ATP-dependent chromatin remodeler activity. The coding region runs from base 1 to 10959 and encodes 3652 amino acids. The record is from RefSeq and is a predicted model, not a curated record. Gene Ontology annotation, cellular component: Swr1 complex.